Messenger RNA from Volvox carteri f. nagariensis, 6375 nucleotides. RefSeq lists its product as uncharacterized. Bases 1 to 6375 code for a protein of 2124 amino acids. Gene Ontology annotation, molecular function: RNA polymerase II general transcription initiation factor activity; transcription cis-regulatory region binding; chromatin binding. The record is from RefSeq and is a predicted model, not a curated record. Gene Ontology annotation, biological process: transcription initiation at RNA polymerase II promoter. Gene Ontology annotation, cellular component: transcription factor TFIID complex. NCBI's taxonomy places the organism in Eukaryota, Viridiplantae, Chlorophyta, Chlorophyceae, Chlamydomonadales, Volvocaceae. The transcript is spliced from 25 exons.
AUGCCCAGGCAGAUGCCCCCAGUUUUCCGCUCCUCCAGGGACGGCACCAUGUACAACAGCAUGUUAAGGCAGCUGUACGGUGUUGCGAGUUCCAUCCGAAGCAGCUCUAGCCGGCUGCGCAUGCCACAGCCGCGGCUACGGGUGGACAAUUUGCGAGGCGUGCUCCAUGGGAAUCUGCAAAUUGACGAUGUUCGCGUUGGUGGCAGCGUCGUAACAGCACAGUGGUUGCCGCGUCACAAGCAGCAAAGCGUUGACGAAAGCGCUGAACACAACGUCAAGGACUAUGCGGACUAUGUUGCGGACGACUACAGAGCAGCUCUCAAAGCUGACCGCACGCAUGGCGACCUCGCCAUCCCCUUGGAUCGCCACCGGGGCGCCCUUAGCCCAGGGGCUCCAAAGCAACCAGCCGCCGCCUUCACCGCCUCAUCGCCACCGCCGCCAGCACCAGUGCCACUCGACCCCGCAUCCACAUCCUCACCCCGUGGCGCACGCGCGCCCUCUCCUCCUGGCCUCGCCGCCGCGGACUUUGCACACUGCUCGGACGCCCUCCGCCACCAGCUCCUCAACGACCCGCUCAUGUCCUCUUCCCUCAAAAUCACAAUUACGUACCGCAAGCUGGGCGGCGACGCGACCGUGCGCUACCUGGACGGUCUUUUCAUGACCACGGAUGUGCAGUUUAACCGGGUACGUGGCCUGGUGCCCUGCGUAGACCUGCCUUCCGUCAUGCACAGCUGGGAGCUGCACGUCGAGACAGGGCUGUGCGACGUAGCGGUGUGCAGCGGCAUGCUGGUCAGUCAGCGACUACUGGUGGGCUCUCCACCCGAGCCGGAAGAGGAGGAGAAGGAGGGGGUGGAGCAGCAAGGAGCAGUGGGGCAGCAGCAGCUGCAGCUGCAGCAGGGCGGCCGGCAGCAGCAGCUGCCGGCAGGGCAAGGAGAAGAGGCUCCAGGGGGGCCGGCAGACGGGGCGGCUGUGGCAGUAGGGCACGGAGAGGCUCCAGGGGCGGCGGAACUUGAGAAGGAUAAGGGGGAUGCGAUGGAGGUGGACGGACUCCCACCUGCUGCUAGGGGAUGCAGCGGCGGCGGCGGCGACGGUGGCAUUAAAGUAGAGACAAUGGCGGCGUUAGAUUCGGCAGCUGGACCGGUUUCGGGGCUGGGGCCGGUGCCCAUGGAGAUGGACGCGGCGGGGGCGGAUGCAGCUCCAAAGGAUGGUGGCCAGGAGGGAGAGGCGGCCAAGCCCGCGGCAGCACCCCGGGCGUCAAGACGGCCAGCCGCUGGAGCGGCGAGUUGCCGCACGCCGCGGCCGUACGCCAAGGUCUGGUACUACGAGCUGCCGUUGGCGGUUGUGCCGUCCCACCUGCAUGUUACUGUUGGACCGUUGGCAGUUGUACCACAGUACCAGGGCAGUACUAACCAGUUGGUGGAAUCAUUCUUGAAGCAGCAGCAGCAGCCAGGGCCCGGAGGAGCAGGUGGCGGCGGGCCGCAGGACUCCACCAUCAUCACGCACUUCGGACCCCCCGGCUGCAUGGACUUGCUGCGCUCCACCACCCGCUUCUUCUACCUGCCCUUCAAGGAGUAUCAGAUCGCCUCCACAGUCAAUUUCCCCCUCAGCCAGCUGCAGGUUGUUUUCAUCCCCUCGGAGCUGGCGGUGACGCCGGUGCAGGUGGCGGCGGGCUGCAUCGUGGUGAGCAGCGAGUUGCUUCACAGCGACAGGGCGGUGGACUCCGCCCUGGAGGGCAAGAUAGCGCUGGCGGAGGCGCUGGCGAGGCAGUGGUUUGGAGUCAUCCUGCUACCCAGGCGGUUCAAGGAGAGGGAGGCUGUGCUGGCGGGGGACGACGGCCUGCCGCCGCCGCUGUGCCCGCAGAACCAGUACGACGACGCGGACGAGGCAGGGGAGGCAGCGGGCGGCGGACCGCCGCAGAGCCAUCGCCGGCGCCGGAAGGACCCACUGAGCCAGAUGUACGGCAGUGAGUCCCUGGAUCCCUCCCCCCUCCGUCGAUGGAAGGCGGUGACGGUGUUGCGCAUGUUGGAGCGGCGGACAGGGGAGGACAGCUUCCGGAGUAUCAUGCAGGCCGUGUGCCGCAACGCCGCCAACGCAGUCCGUAGCUGGAGCCCCUCCCGCGGCCCCUCGGGCCGCCUGCUCACCACACGGCGUUUCGUAACGGAGUGCGGCAGCGCAGCCGGCAUGGCCAAGGACGUGGCGGCGUUUGCGGAGCGCUGGGUGUACGGCAGGGGCUGCCCGCGGCUGACGGCCGGUUGUUCGUACGUACGGCGUAGCAACACUCUGUUGGUGGCUCUGAAGCAGGAGGGGGGGCCGGAGGUGGUGGCGGCGGGGCGGAGUGCGAGUGCGCAGAGGAGUAAGAGCGAGACGGCGGGCAGGGGCAUCAAGAUUAGAAUGUGGCUUAACGUACGGCAGGUUGCGGUGUACGACCAUGAUGGCGCCGUACAAGAGGUUGACGUGGAGCGCAUGGAGGCCCACGUGGACGCUGUCGUACACGAGAUUGAGAUCGCCAGCAAGCCUGGGCAGCGCGGCCGCCGCAAGCGUGGCGCGGGGGCGGCAGCCGCCGCGGGCGACGACGGCGACGAGGACGGCGGUGGGGGCACCCAGCCGACGGUGGCGGCAGCCGUGGCGGCGGCGGAUGAGCACCGCAUUCCCGUACAGUACUUCAGAGUUGACCCCGGCCAGGAGUGGUUGUGUGAUGUGGUGGUGCUUCAAAGCGAAUCCAUGUGGGUGGCUCAGCUGCGGGGCUCCAAGGACGUGGUGGCGCAGUCACUGGCGGUGCAGGCUGACAGUCAUGUCUCUCCCUCUCCCCCCUUAUUUAAGGGCCUUAUGCGUCUAGGUCUGCAGCUGGAAUCCAGCGGCGCCGCGGAUUCCUCUUCCGUCAUCGGUGUACUGCUGGAUUGUGUACGAUCAGGCGGGGUGUACUGCAGGGUACGGAUUGAGGCGGCGAGGGCGCUCGCAGCCUUUUCACCAUCCAUGAGCACCCAGCCAGGUGUGGGGCUGGUGGGAGCCGCCCCCAACCUGCUGUCCUUCUUCUACGAUCAGUGCCGCGACCCCGUCAGCGCCGUGUUGCGGCCCAACUACUGGGCUGAUCUGGGAACACACCUCGUGCUGCAGGCGAGAGGGGUGCAGGAAAAAGCCGUUCCCGCCUGCCUGGCUUCCAUUCGUGAUGUGUCCUUCAACAGUACCCCGGAGGCUAUGCAGCUCGUGACUGACAUACUGACGAACAAUGACAACUCAGCUGCUUACUACAAGCAAACACCUCCUACUUAUGCUUCUUUCUUUCCACUGUGUACGACGACAGAAAACUUGUACGACGAUUCGUCGUACCUGGCCGCCGUUAUCGAGGCCGCCGGGCUGCUCCGCCCCACUCACUCCUCCGUCCUGGCCCGCCUGCUGGGCCUACUGGACGACUACCUGCUCCAGGACUGCCUGCACCCCUCCCCCAAUUAUGUGGUGGGAUCAGCCUGUCUGGCGGCGAUGACGUCACUGGCGCUGUCCGUGAACCCUAGGCAGGGCCGCGGCGCCGGCGCGGAAGCCAAGGCGCUCGAGCUGUACGCCAGUGUACGGCGCCAGCUGCUUCGCUUCGCUCAAGUUUCCGACGGCAAGCCUGCGCGCACCCCGGUGCCUGCUGGCGGCGGCGGCUGCGUGGGCGGUGGCAGCUCCCCCUCCCCCGCAACAGCGCCGCCGCCGUUGUCAGUCCCGGAGCCCAUGUCUGACCCCACCUCCAAUCUCAUUCCCAACCGACCCAAUCAAAUCUCACCUCGUCACUGCCAUCGCCACCGCCGCCAGCACCCUCCACAGCCACAGCAGCCUCAACGCCACCACCAGCAGCAGCAACAGCAACAGCACCAAUCCCAGCAGCAGCAGGAGCAGCAGUCUCCACAUCACAUGUUGCGGCGAGCCGCGUACCAGUGUCUUCUUCGGUUGGAGGCGGGGGAGGCCAAGGUCAUGUCGUCGCGGCGCGGCGCGGCGGCGGGCGGGCCGGAGGGCAAGCCGGCCUCCCGCUUAGUGGCGCUGGCGCUGCGGCUUAUGGGUGGGGAGCCGCUGCCGGCAUUGCGACUGGCGGUGGCGCUGGAGAUGCUGACGCUGCUAGAGUAUCCGUCUAUCCAUCCUUGGACCUCAUCCGAGGACGCACUGGCCGCGGAGUUGGCCCUUCCAGAGCCGUCAAAUGUGACGGGUCGUCCGCUGCGUAGCCACGCCAACGGCAUGCCGCCUCAUGCCGCCGGCGGCCCUGCACGCUCCGUCGGCACUGCCGGUAUGUACGACGGUACAGCAGGCACCGCCGCGGCCGCUGCGGCGCAAGCAAUGCCGGCGCUGAAGCGUAUUAAGAUCUCGACCGUCCGACCGGGCGCCGUUACGUCGUCGGCUGGCGCCGCUGCCUCAGCCGCGGACGGCAGCGCGGCAGCUGCGGGGCCGGUGGCUGCAGGCCACGUCAGCCAGCCCGUGGUUUCGGAGGCUACGAUGGGGAAGUCUUCGGCUCAGUCGCCGGGGCAGCCGCCCUCACAAGUCCACGCUAUGGAAGCCGCCGCCGCCGCUGGUGCCGUACACAAUCCGACGCGGCCGGACGCUGCGGCGUCGCCGGGGGCCGCCGCCACGCCGUCGGAGGCGAGUCCCUCAGGCCGGGGCCCCACGACACCUCCUGAGCCCGGGGCCGUAGCAUCCGCAGGGGCGGCAGCCGCGGGAGGACCUGCGGCCGCUACUGCGCCCUCUGCCGCCGCCGCUGGCCAUGCUACUGCACCGGCGCCUACAUCCAGAGCGCCUUCCACAGGCGAGGCGCCCCCACGCAGACUGCCAACGUUUGGGGUCUCGCCGCUCCGGCCGCCGGCGUAUUCGCCAUCGCCGCCGCGGCCAGGCUCGACGUCGACGUCGCCACGCAGCGGCGGCGGCAGCGGUGCUGUCGCCGGCGGCGGUCCCCCACGCGAUCCCCGUCGGGGACCGCCGCUAAAGUCUGGGCCUGGCGCCGCCGCCGCCGCUGCUGCCGCUGCGGCUGCCGCCGCAGCCCGGGGACGCUCCAUCAGCCCGACGGAGUCCCGACCGGGAAUGGCUGGCACUAAGCCCAGGCCUAGGCCGGUGCCAGGGUCCGCGACGGGAGCUUUGUCCGCACACAGCCCAGGAAGCAGUACGAGCCCCAACAGGCCCCCCUCGGGGCCGUCCCCGCCAAGACCGCCAAGACCCGGGGGUCCCUCCGGGGUGAGGGACCGUGUCGCGCAGCCAGCGGCAAAAGCGCCGGGCGUGGCGUCGGCGUCGGCUGCGAGAACCGUGUCACCGGUUCGGACUGGCGCGUCGCCGCCGUCGCCGUCAGUUCGAAGGCCGCCGCAGCCGCAGCCGCAGCACCGGACGUCCUCCCAGGGCCCGAGCCCGCCGAGGUCGAGAGAGAUGGAUGGAGGUCUGUCGGCGGCGACGGCGCGGGCUGCUGCGACAGGGUCCCGUCCGCCGUCAGGCGAUCGAGCGGCGGCCGGCAGGUCUACGCCGACGACGUCGCCGCCCCGGGAGGCCGUCGCAGCAGCGGCAGCAGCAGCAGCGGCGGCGGCGGCGGCGCCGUCAGCACGCAAGUGGCCGGCUGGUCGUGCGCCGCGGCCGAAUGCGUCGAGCGGCGGCGGGGCAGGGCCUGGUGGUGCGGCGGAAGGAGCAGCGUCUGCACCCGCACCCGCUGGUGCAGGCCCGGGAUCAGCGGCGGCAGCGGCGGCGGCGGCGGCGUUCAAGCAAAAGAAAGCUAUGGCCUCUUCGCCGACACCGAGUCAAAUGCCAGGAGGGCCUGCGGCGGCGGCGGCUGCGGCGGGUACGGCCGCCAGGGCGGGUAGCGCUGGGUCGCGGCCGCCGCAGCCAGUGCCGAAGCGGCCGGCGACGUCGAGCAGCGGGGGUCCGCCUCCGCCUCCGCCAUCGGCGGAGGAGCGGCGACGAGCGACGGCUGACGGAGCGGCGCUGACAGACGUCGUGUCGACGCCCGCCGCUGCUGCUGGCGGGGGUGGCGCCAACGCCGCCGCCGGGGGCGGGGCACCGCCAGGUGCAGGGCUGCUUCCCCGCCGCCACUCCAUCGCGGGCUCAACCGCGUCGGCAGCAGGGGCAGCAGCGGCAGCAGGGGCGCCAUCAGCACCUGCGGCGCCGCAGGCACCCGUCGUCAUGCCGAAGAUUCGGAUCAAGCUUAAGGCCAUGAAGAACGAACCGGAUGCAGCGGCAGUGCCGGCGGCCAGUACGGCAAGUGCGGCGCCGCCGCGGCGACAGCCGUCAGCUGCGGCGCAGUUGGCAGCGGAGUCUGACGCCGAGCUGUCGGUGGUUCCCCCCCUGAAUUUCCCUGACUUUUACCGCAGCUUCAGCGUUGUCCUCACGCCAAAGCUGCUGCAGCUGCAAUUUGAGAGCCUUAUUCUCUUCAUUUAA